Messenger RNA from Salarias fasciatus (jewelled blenny), 5456 nucleotides. RefSeq names its product EBF transcription factor 1a (gene ebf1a). The coding region runs from base 785 to 2584 and encodes 599 amino acids. The record is from RefSeq and is a predicted model, not a curated record. The transcript has 17 exons. Lineage: Eukaryota; Metazoa; Chordata; Actinopteri; Blenniiformes; Blenniidae. Gene Ontology annotation, biological process: regulation of DNA-templated transcription. Gene Ontology annotation, molecular function: DNA binding; DNA-binding transcription factor activity.
CUGUUUGGCAUCCCAGAGAUGGUCCAAAGUGAUUCCUCAGGGAAGAAAAGAGCGCAAAUCACCCGAGCAAAGGAGCAGACGAGGAGGAGAGCCGCCGCCGCUGCCCAGGACUGCUUCGUAAUUGCGCGUAAUCUUCCACUUCAUUCAUGUGAGCUGAGGAGAAGACUUUGUAAAUAAAGACACGGAGCAAAGGAGGGCGAAGAAUCUUUCAUCUCCCUGAUUUUCUCUCUGGCUGUGGACUGUUUGUUGGGGGGAAAAAAGAAGAAGAAGAAGAAGAAGAAGAAGAAGAAGAAACCUGGCAUUUUGCUUGUGUUUUUGUCAGCUGCACCUUGAUCCGGGGGACUGUCGCCAACUCAGAGCAGCCUCUCAUCCUGCGCUUCCCCUUUCAUCGCUCUCACGUUGUUCAUCUUCAUAGCUCCCGCUGCUUCCCCCCGUCUCUCUCUCUCUUUUUUUUUUCCUUCUGGAGUCGCUGACAUGAGGUGCAGCUAACCCUGGAUGCUGACAGCUCCCCUUUUUCCUUCCACAUGUCGAAUCUUUUGUUUACUUUGAGAAACACGCGCGCAACUAAACGCCAAGUGAAAUAGACCACGCCACUUUGCUCCUCUGACAGCGCGAUCAAACAGACGCAAGAGGAGGGGAGGCAGGGAGAAAAGGAGGGAGCCAAGGAGAGGAGGAUAGAGAGAGAGGAGAGAGAGUGUGUGUGUGAGUGAGUGUGCGUGUGUGUGUGUGUGUGUGAGGGAGCGAGAGAGAGAGAGAGAUAGAGACCGUGUGAAGGUGCGUUUUGAUGUUUGGCAUCCACGAGAGCAUCCAGAGGAGUGGGAGUAGUAUGAAAGAAGAGCCCAUGGUGGCCGGGAUGAACGCGGUUCGGACAUGGAUGCAGGGCGCCGGAGUGCUGGACGCCAACACAGCCGCCCAGAGCGGAGUGGGGCUCGCCCGGGCACACUUCGAGAAGCAGCCGCCCUCCAACCUCCGCAAGUCCAACUUCUUCCACUUCGUCCUGGCUUUAUACGACAGACAAGGUCAGCCUGUGGAAAUAGAGAGAACCACCUUUGUUGACUUUGUAGAGAAAGAGAAGGAAACGACGGGGGAAAAGACCAACAAUGGGAUCCAUUAUAGACUCCAGCUCCUCUACAGUAACGGGAUCAGAACAGAGCAGGACCUGUAUGUUCGCCUCAUUGACUCCAUGACUAAACAGGCGAUCGUCUAUGAAGGGCAGGAUAAAAACCCGGAGAUGUGCCGGGUCCUGCUGACCCAUGAGAUCAUGUGCAGUCGAUGCUGUGAUAAGAAGAGCUGUGGCAACAGGAAUGAGACCCCAUCAGACCCUGUCAUCAUCGACAGGUUCUUCCUCAAGUUCUUCCUGAAGUGUAACCAGAACUGCCUGAAGAAUGCAGGGAACCCUCGAGACAUGAGGCGAUUUCAGGUGGUCGUGUCAACUACAGUGAGCGUGGAGGGUCACGUGUUGGCCGUGUCCGACAACAUGUUUGUUCACAACAACUCCAAACACGGCCGCCGAGCUCGAAGACUGGACCCUUCGGAAGGAACGCCUUCCUACCUGGAGCACGCAACCCCCAGCAUUAAAGCCAUCAGUCCCAGUGAAGGCUGGACCACAGGGGGAGCCACCGUCAUCAUCAUUGGGGACAACUUCUUCGAUGGCCUUCAAGUCAUCUUCGGCACCAUGCUGGUGUGGAGUGAGCUGAUCACCCCCCAUGCCAUUCGUGUGCAGACUCCACCCAGACACAUCCCCGGGGUGGUGGAGGUCACACUGUCCUACAAAUCCAAACAGUUCUGCAAAGGCACACCCGGACGCUUCAUCUACACAGCACUGAACGAGCCAACCAUAGACUACGGCUUCCAGAGGUUACAGAAGGUCAUCCCCAGACACCCCGGAGACCAAGAAAGAUUACCCAAGGAGGUGAUUCUAAAGCGAGCGGCAGACCUGGUAGAGGCCUUGUACGGGAUGCCUCACAACAACCAGGAAAUGAUCCUGAAACGAGCGGCGGACAUCGCGGAGGCCCUCUACACAACGGUGCCACGAGGGCACAACCAGCUCGCCAGUCUUGGCAGCAGCUCCGUCCACGCUGGCAUGAUGGCCGUAAACUCCUUCACUGGGUCAGAGGUGGCACAAACAGCCAAUCAGGGUUUCAGUAGGAGUACAAGCAGUGUGUCCCCUCAUGGUUAUGUCCCCAGCUCCACCCCCCAGCAGAGUAGCUACAGCUCUGUCUCCACUAGCAUGAAUGGCUACGCUAACUCUGGCAUGGCAACCUUGGGCACCUCCCCCAACUUCCUGAAUGGAUCUGCAGGCAACUCACCCUAUGCUAUCGUCCCGUCCAGCCCCACCAUGGCGUCGUCGACCAGCCUGCCCUCCAACUGCAGUAGCUCCUCCGGCAUCUUCUCCUUCUCUCCGGCCAACAUGGUGUCCGCCGCUGUCAAGCAGAAGAGCGCCUUCGCUCCCGUCGUUCGGCCCCAGAACUCCCCCCCUCCCACGUGCACCAGCGCUAACGCUAACAGUCUCCAAGAUCAGUCUUUUGUGGACUCUAGCAAGUACUCAUCAGCCAGCUCUCUGCAGGGCCUGGCCUUCUCCUGAACGAUUUCUGGGAUGAUCGUUCCACCCAUGUAGAGGAUCUGGAGUAGCCGGAGAUUUGGGAAUGUUGAGAGGAAAAGACACAGUAGCAGGAGUCUGGCGAGUCUCUGUUGUGCUCCGGAGCUGAACUGAAGGAAGUCAAGAUAAGAAGCGGGACUCUGUUAAACUCAGGCCUUUCCACUGGGAUUUCAUCUGAAGGGAAAAAUGGGAGAAGAAAAAAAAGGAGGAGACACUAUGAACCUUUGCAGCGUUAUUUCCCUCUUGGUUGAAUUAGUGUAGCUUCGCUGACACCACGUUGGAUGGAGUGUAUAGAGACUGAUAGCUUGCCCACAGUGUGACACUGACCUCAUGAAAAGAGCUUUUAUUUAUCUUUAUGUUUAUGCCUUUAAGGUUUGGAUUUGAUUACUGGAGGCCCCAUGCCGUCUGACUCGUACAAACAAAAGUGUUGGUUUGACCGUGAAGUUUGCGUAACUUCUGUCACAAUAGAAGAUGCUUUCCUUCGCUUAGCCGGCUCACUGAAACCGCAUAACAACAUGCUGGCCAAAGGGAACUAAAGGUCAGCAGCACACACACACACACACACACACACACACACACACACACACACACACACACACACACACACAUAGAAAGAGAGAACAAAAAUCAACCUUUCAUUUUGCUGCUAACUAUCCCAUAAAUCUAAAAAUGGUCGAUCAGAAAAAAAAAAAAAAAAAAAGUUACAUCUAAGAUCAUGCAUUGUUUCCUUUUUUUUUUCUUCUUCUUCUUCGGAUUUGGUUUGUUUGUUUGACUUUUAACAAAAACUGUGAGGAUUGAGCUGUUUGCAAUAUGCUUUUCUGCUGGUAACGUGAAGAAAAAAAAAAAUCAAAGGAGGCGGGGAUUCAACGUGAGACCGACAUUUUGACGUUUCACCUGAGGUUUCAGUGAAGACUUGAAAAGCCCGAGGAUGUGUGCGUCCAGCCAGCACUGUACUGAAGGAGACUAGCAAUUAUCAAAUUAGAACUAAAGCGUGAUAUAUGUGAUAUAUUUUUGUACAUAACAAAAAAAAAAAGUUGAAUUUUUCAUUUUACUUUUCUUUUUGCGAUAGCUAUAGUUUCAAAUGUAAACAAAUGUCUUAAGGCAGCUUCUCAGUACAGAAGAUAGAUUUACUGUGUGUGUGUGUCAAUAUCUCAUCUGCUAAACAUGAGAAACAUGGGUUUGGAUACAAAAAGGGGAUUUCUGUAAAAUAUCCUAUAAAUACUGUAUUUAUCCCUUGUAUUUGUACAUUGACUCUCACCCUUGUUUAGUUGUGUUGUGUAAGUUUAAUACAGUAAGUGAGCAUAUUUCACAGUGUUUUGUUGCGUUAUUUACUGUCGUCUAUCACUAUUUAAAUGUGACUUUUUUUAAUCUUUUUUGUCCGUUUUGUAUGUUGAUUGUUUGCGCGUUGGUAUACCAUGCUUUAAUUUUUCGAUUCAAAACAUGCCAUUGUCUAUUUUUGUAUUAUUUGUAAGUUAAUAAAAAAAAAAUUCUUGUUUUUUUUUUUCUUUAUGAAAAUGUUUAUUGUAUGGCAAAAAGUAGCAUCUUAUUCAGAGUAUUUGGUUGAAGUAGAUUUUUUAAGAAUAUAAACACACAUUAAUAUAUACUGUAAAUCUAUAUCUUUUUGUUUGAACUCUUCGAGGCUUUUCAGAUUGAUACUGUUCUUGAACUGAUAAUAUGCAUGGGUUCCUUCUCUUGAGUGACUCUUUUUUUUUGUGUGUGUGGAAACCAAGAGAACUAAGAAAAUGCUCUGUUUUUCUUUCUUUGUGUUCCUCUUUUUUUCCCCUCUGUUCUUUCUUUUCCUAUGUUAUUUAUGCCUGCUUACAUACUGUAUCUAUAUACUCUUUUUUUUUUUUCUGCCACUGUAAUCUUUACCAGCAGUCUAGAUGCCUUAACAAUGCAAACCCAUUCUUCAUUCAAUCACGUGUACAGUUUUCUACCCUCACCACAAUUGUCUGUUGCCACAGAGGAAUUCAUGAGAACUUGGGGACAAAGCACAAACCCACUCUGUUUGGUGGUGAAGCCAGACUAGAAUACAAAGAGCCAUAAUUCAACAAUCACACACACCCCGAUGUACUAUAAUGCUACAGCAACGGCAUGCUUUGAAGGACAGUCGGAGCGGCCCGUCUCAGCCGUGCGUACAGCACAUCAGUGUUCAGAGAAACACUUCUUUUUCUGUAGCGAUUAUGUAGCUUUCUUUUCCUCCAACUGUGGAAUAAUUUCAACAGCAUGACGGUUUAUUUCUCAUUAACCGCGAGAACACAACAGUGUGACAACUCGGAGCUGUUUUCACUGUAGUACAAAGGGGGCGCACAGCAAAGACGAGCACUGUCACAGCACAAGUCUAAACUCACGCACGGAGUCGCGAGUCUGACUCCAGUAUCCGACAGCCGAUCCCCCUCAGUCCGCCGCUCCCUGCUCUAGCCUCUGGACAAUACGGCUUCAUUACAAGCUAAACGGGACAGGAACAUGUGAGGGAGCCUGAAAAGGGAGCUCCUUGGCCCAUCAGCCAUUUCUGUAGUCUUUUCUUUGUGUCUGCCGUGUGUCUUCAAGCUGUUGCUGGACAGAGAAUAGGGCUUUUCUCUCUGCUUUUUUCUUUUCUAGAGCCUGGUUUUGUUAAGUGGGUAAAAAGGAGCGUUUUAACAGAGGCGCCCGCUGACAGACGAGUGUUUUUCAGGCACUUGUGUGCCUAUGCUGGUCUGGGCCAGGGCGGGAGGGGCCGCAACAUAUCUGUUUCAAAUGAACUACAGAGGUCUGUUGUCAUACAAUGGCAUCUUUGUAAGCAAAGUUCCAUCCUGAAUAUGAAUCAGUAAUGGGUGACAAAGUUUUGUAUUUAGGUAACACAAAAAAAAAAAGAAGA